Messenger RNA from Lytechinus variegatus (green sea urchin), 5892 nucleotides. RefSeq names its product ecdysone-induced protein 78C-like. The record is from RefSeq and is a predicted model, not a curated record. Gene Ontology annotation, molecular function: sequence-specific DNA binding; zinc ion binding; DNA-binding transcription factor activity. Gene Ontology annotation, biological process: regulation of DNA-templated transcription. Lineage: Eukaryota; Metazoa; Echinodermata; Echinoidea; Temnopleuroida; Toxopneustidae. The transcript has 7 exons. The coding region runs from base 1251 to 2777 and encodes 508 amino acids.
CUGUCUCGUCCAUAUAAUGUUAGGAAUCACCUUCGGAGGACGAUAACAAAACUGGACAUUCAUCAGGCAUUUCACACACCUCUUUCUCUCGGUGCCAGCCACCCUCUCUCUCGCUCACUUUAGCCAUGUCCUGAGCUGAGGACAAUCACAAUAGCCUAUGUCCACUCCGCUGACCAUUCACUGACCACUCCACUUCGGCAGCUAAUCUUUUUAUUUCAAUCCAUUUAGAUGAAUGGAAUCUGGGUAUAGGGAUUGUCGUAAUCGCGUUGGUUGUUCCGUUUGUUUGCAAGCCCGGUCUUUUCAGGAUAAUCAAGGACCCAGCUUGAUUGGUCUGAAAAGAGGACCAUGUUACAUGUAUUCAGACAAAACCAGAAAUAGUUCUCUUACAAAAGGAGAGAAGGAGGAGCACCGGUUGUAAUUAUCCAAUGCAGUGCGCUGGGACUUGUGGAUCUACUCAACGACUCACACCUUGUUCAUUUCUCUCAACAAAGUUGUUUUGUUGCUGCGACCAUUACGAAAAUGGACAACAAGUGAAAAACAAACGACUGGUGGUGUACUUUAAUAGCUGUUUCAGAUUGAAGAUGUUCUUUAGGCCUGCACUGUGAAUCAAGCUCAACAAGUCAUUUGUAUCCUCGUUUUAAACUUCGGACUGCAGCUCAAGAUCAGUGAUUCCAAAUGUGCUUGCGAUUUGAAGACCAAUUGCUUGACUUGAGGUGGACUUGCGAUAUCUUUUCCUGAAAUUUUGAUAUUUUAAUGUUCUCUUGAGAUUAUGGUGGCAUAAAAAACAAGCACCAACAUUCAGUAAAAAAGAAUUGUCCUUUUAUUUUCAGGAAGGUUAUUCCAGUGUCUCUGAAUGCAUUUCAGUCAAGAAUGAAAUGUUUUGACCAAUCUUUUUAGAGAAAACAAUUAUUUUAACUGGACCAUUUACAUUUUCUAGUAGUCGAUUUGUGGAGUAUUCAUUUACAACCCUGAAUGGUAUAUCUGAUUCAACAUUUGACAUUCUAAUGAGAAAAAAAUUAUAAUUCAAAGAGUGGAAUUGUAGGUUCACAUGCGUGCAUGUGCUGGAGGAAGUGAUAAAAUUCUUCAAGACUAUCAUUGUCACCCUGCAAAGUGUGAUCUCGUGCUAUCUGAUACCAUUUUCUUUGCGUGACUUUGACGCUGCCAAACUAGAUUAGAGAAGGACAUCACACUGAUACGGUUUUCACGGAAUUCUCGGAAGAAGGUGCCAGCAGCCAAUAUCAUUUUUUUUAAUGACUGGAUUCGAUUUCUUACCAGAAGCCAUGUUUGAGCAAGUCUUGGGAGCUCUGUCCAAUGUUCCGGUUCCCAUGCCUGGCAAUGCUGGGGCAUCACCGGCGACGUUUGGAGAUGAUACACCAAGCCACACGCCCACCGCAAUGGCAGCAACCAGUACCUCACACCAACCCGUCCAGAAACCCACCUCAACCCAAGGUCACAUGCAAUCACCGCCACCAAACUCCUGCUGUCAGGUCUGCGGCGACAAGUCUUCGGGAUUCCACUAUGGCGUCUUAGCUUGCGAAGGAUGCAAGGGCUUCUUCAGGAGGAGCAGCAAGAGAGAGAAGGAGUAUACGUGUCGGCAUGGCAACGGUCACUGUACGAUAGGGAGGAUGAAUAGGAACAGAUGUCAGCAUUGUCGGUAUAAGAAGUGUUUAGCAGUAGGAAUGUCCAGAGACGGUAAGACAUCAGCAGUCAGGUACGGCAGGGUUCCCCAGAGGGGCAAGAAAAAUGGACCGGUGGGGAGCUUAUCGCCAGGCGGGGCGACGUCGAUGCGAAAAAAGAGCACGGACUCGGAGUACGGUCCAAGCGACACAGACGAUAUCCUCCAACCCUUUCCACCCAUGCCGGUGAACGGAUCGACCUUUGACCUCACGCCGCCCCAUUCGAUGCUACCGAUGGGAGCCGACUCCACGCUGCACAUCAAGCAGGCAGAGAUGUACGAGCUAGUUAACACGAUAUCGUACGCGUUCCGUAUGACGUGUUUGUAUACGCCUUCUAGUGCGCCGUUUCUCAGGGGUUUCACGUUCCCUCAGGAGAAUCAAAACUCGCACUUCCCGACUGAAGAUCUGGAUGCACGGGGAAGAAAUCAGUGGGUCCAGCUGUCCCACAUUCUUGACCAAGCGGUCAGCGGUCAAGUAGAAUUUGCCAAAGCCAUUCCAGGGUUCAGGAAUCUGACCCAGGAUGACCAACUUCUCUUACUAAAAGCUAGUUUCUUUGAAAUGUGGGUCGUAAGGAUCGCUCCUCUCCUCAUGAUCCCCUCCGCCCCCCACACCAACAAUGGAAUGGGCCCGAUGAUGACAUCACUGACCAUGGACAUGCACCACUCCCCAUCCUCGGGGGUCAACGGCAUGGGUACGGGGUCGUUACUAUGGCAACAGCUCUUCCAUGUCUUGGGCGGUGACCUGUACCAUGCCAUGCAUCAGUUCGCUCAGGAGUUUAAUCAACUGGGUUUGCUGGAAACGGAGGUGGCGCUAUACGGGUCCUCCUUACUGGCAGCAAAUGAUAUUAUGGGAUUAAGCAACCCACAGGCAGUGGCGGAGCUGCAACACCAGCUUGUCGAAGCCCUCCAAGUCCAAGUAGACGGCAACCACCCAUCGGCCGCAGCCCCCCUCAUGGCCACACUCUACGGUAGGGUCCAGGAGCUCCGGCGGAUCGGUGGCAUGCAUCGGGACUUUGUCCUGGGGUGCUCGCAGCGCUGGCCGGACCUCUGUCCCGGGCUUCCGGCGCUGUACACGGAAAUGAUGGACAUAACGGUGAUGUGAUGAACUGAAGGAGAGGGUGGCGGAGGAGCAGGGAGUGGAAAGGCGAUUGAUUCUGAGAUGGCUUGUAGUAAAGAUGAUUAGUUUAGGAUGGCAUUGAACGAAGAACCAGCAGGAUGGAGGAAGAACUGAUGCUACAAGAAAUUGAUGGCAGGAAGAAUAAUAGAAAGAAUGAAUUGAUAAAAGGAAAAAGACUCUUUAUGGAUAGAUGAAGGGAAGGAGGAAACGAUAUAAUGAGAAGAUUUCUUUGUGUUGACGUUGGAAUGUUUGUUGGUUGUGCGUGUACUCAUGGCUGCAUGGUAUCCUAUGGAAAAAAAGUAUAGAAAAUUUUAUGAAUUAUAAUUGCUGGCAGAAAAAGAAAAUCAACUUCUUUAGGAUAUCAAAUAAGUGCACCUUAUAUAACCCAAAGACAGUUGAUUUUAGAAUAGAGAGAAUUUGGUAUAAAGCAUUAUGCAACAUAAUUGACCCUAAGAUUGUAAGGUCAUAAGUCAUGACCCUUUGGAGAAUAAGGUUAUGACCUUAGUGUUUAACGCAGAUGACCAGGAAGGGUAUGAUUUUCUGAUAGGAGGUUAUACCCACUGUUGAGGUCAUGACCUUUUGAUUGAUCAAGACCUAUGGGUAUAUGAAAUUAUAAUAGAUAUGAUUUAUAUUCAGGGUUUUAAGGGUUCCAAAAGAGUAGUUAGGAAGGAGCAUGCAGCUGUUAAAGGAUCUAAAAGAAGAAAAAAAGAUGAGUGACCCUAUGAGAUUUUCAUUGCAGGGUCAAAGGCCAAAAGCCAAAAUGUUAGAUAAUUGUGAGAAGGUUUCUAUUAGAGGGAAACAGGCGACUCCUCAUCUACUGAUAUACAGAAAGAAAUUGCGAUGAAGCAGAUUUAUGUGAAUGUCAAUACUUAUAGAUGGUUAUGGUAGCGAGGAGGGAAAAAAAGAAAAGGAAAAGGCAAGGAACUCGUUAUCAGUGCAAAUCGAACCAGACUGUCACCUAUCUAUAUUGAAAUUGUGUGUUAGUCCGAGAAGUGUAAACCAGUAUUUCUUUUUUCCGUGGAGUGGAAAUUUGUUUCCUUUAUAUGAUCAGUGUAUUUGCGUGACAACUCGAAAAACAUGUAUACUGCCGUGGAUUUAUCUGUAAGAUAACGGCUUUGGCAGCAAGUUAUUCAACAUGUGUGUGAUUUUUUCAAAAAAUACAAGAAGAUAUACAGUUCAGGGGCAUUUUAUUACAAAGCAAGCGCUUUUUUCAUAUUUUUUUUUUUGCUUUUAGCAUGAACUUUGUAAUAUAAAUAUAAUUAUAUAUAUAUAUAAAAUAUAUAUAUACACGCUUUAAUGUGAGUAAACUAUAUAUGAGUCUAUCUUGCUUGUAUUUGUAUGCGCAAUCUCCGUGGAUAAGGUGCCAAAAAAAGGAGAAUAUGAUGUUUUCUGAUUUAGAGGGAUGAGUGGAAGUCCGACAUGAAUGUUUGUCCAACUUCCACUUAUUGACGUAGUAAGAUAACUUGUUUCACUGGUUGUGAAGAUGUUAAUAGAGUUCUGUGUGAAGUAUCGUGUAGCAGUGUAGAUAAGCUUGUAGGAUAAUGGCUCGUAAAAAAUAAUAGUGAUGAUGCAAAAUGGCAUACCUCUGUAUGCGGCUCUGUAAAUAAUAUGUAUGUCUACGCAGGUAUUAAAACGGCAGGGAAAUUCGUAUUUUAAUUCUUUCAUAUUUUUUCCUCUCUUGUGUAUAUUCGUGUUGUCGCCAUUGUUGGCCGAUUAGGGUAGCUUGCCCUUUUCUUAUGUAACAUUUUCAUCAUCUUUUCAAGAUGUCUAAUAGUUAUGUUUUGACGAGACUUUGAAUUGUGAGCAUGUGAAUAGAGAGGUCUCUCUUGAAUCCCCCUUUCCUCCCCGAUAGCAAGAUCCCUCUCUUUCCAUGUAAAUCGUCACCCCUUUCAAUGUCGCAAACAAUCCACGUUUCGUCCGGGUAUCUGAUCAUUUCAGGGUGUUCGUUUUUCAGAGGAUAUUUUUUUAUAUAGUUCGCUCAAAAUCUUUUAUAUGCACUGUGUAUUUACCUCAUAGUUAUACCUCUUGGCAAACCAUUAAACACAUUCAUAGAAAUACUCAACCGAUGAGUCUUUGUUGCGGUACAUAAUUACGCCUCUUCUGCUAAGGGUGCCAGAGGCGUACGCACGUAUUCUGAGCUCGGUCAUAUAACUGUUAACCGUGACACGGUUUGUGCUAAACAUAUCGCAAUGACUUGGCAACUUAGAACAAGCUCAAGUCGUGUGUAAAGUUGUGCAUAAAGUUGUCUGUGAAGUUGUGCGUAAAGUUCUGCAUAAAGUUGUGUAUAAAGUUGUACAUAAAGUCAUCAGUAACUCACAGACCUGUGUUAACUUAAAUUGUGCUCUAGGUAUUCUUGGAUUUUGGGUUCUAAAAACAAACACUGUACAUGUAUAUCCCUCAUUGUUGAUGGGAUCUUUUCUCUUGCUCUGAUGGUGAAUAAGACUAAUGUAGUUUUUAUUCAAAGACAGUAUGGAGUGCCGAAUGUUCUGGGGGGAGUUUCACAAAGAUUUAAGUAUGACUUACAGUCGCACUUAUAAGCCUAGUUGCAUGCGGUAUAAAAGACAUCACCGCAUUGGUCAGAGCAAGCCAAGAGGACGUGCACUAUUGCAUAUCGAUCAAUAAUAUUGCGCGUUGCAUACCAUGUAUGCGUCAGCAUUUAAGUACAACUUAAGUCAUACUUCAUUCUUUGUGAAACACCCCAUGUAAGAGUUAAUCAUCGACAGUUGAAGGUUAGUUGCUACUUUUGGCUACCCAUAGUUCAACUACAGUGCAAGCCCAAGUUCUGAAUACAUAUGAUUACAUUUUAUUAUUACUGUUAUACUGGAUUUUCCGGGAGAAUGGAUGAUUUCAUGAAUUCUUUGCCAAGUUAGUAACGUUCAUACUACCUCAUUUUUUGUCAGUGCCUAGUUGUUUGUACUUGUUUUGUGGAUGGAAUGAUUAUGAAGAAAAAUAAUUAUUGAGGAAAGCAAAGAUUUGAAUGGGAUAUUACAAAUUCUCACCGAUUUUAGUGCAAAGCUUAUGAAUAUAAAUUGGCUGCAGGAUUUGUGAUAAGAAUAUAAUAAAGAAGGAUUAAAAAUUUGCCAUUAAAUAGCAAAAUGUU